AUGGAGGCACAAGGAGAAGGAGAAAGGGGGUUUAGAGGUGGUGAUCGAGCUGGAGACUUACCUCAGAGGGAGGAGCAUCGAGCAAUUAGCCAGGGAGGAGAUACUUCAAAGGGAGUGAUUUACCCUCCGCUACUGAAUGACAUCACCAAGGUAUGGAGAGAGGUGCAUCGUCAUGAUCCUCCACAGUUCAAGAGAAGUUUGGAACCGUCAGAUGCAGAGAAGUGGAUUGAGCGGAUAGAGACAAUCUUUACUGCUGUUCCUUGUCUUUCCCUGCUCAAGGUACAAGUGGCGGUUACCUAUCUUGUGGAGCAAGCAAGGCAUUGGUGGGAUAGUGCAAGACCUUCUGAUAUAUCUCAGUUGGACUGGGAUACCUUCAAGCGAAUAUUCUAUGAUCAUUUCUUUCCAAAGGAGUUGCGAAUGGAAAAGCAAUUCCUGUUCUAUUCCUUGAAGCAGGGAGAGAUGCAUGAGGAUCAGUUUAUCACAAGGUUUAUAGACUUAGCGAAGUAUGUGCCCAGGCAGACGGGAGAUCAUUCGUUCUGGCUAGCUCAACAGUUGAUGAACCAUGCAAGGCCGAAGUUGAAACAGCAGUUGGCCCUGUUAGAGGUCAAUACCUUUGAGGAGAUGUGUGUAAAGCUGCGGGUCGCAACUAGAAGGACAAGAGAGGUGGUAGAGGCAAGGAGGGCUGAGAACCAAACUAGAGCAGCCCGUUAUCUUGGUCCAACAGGAGGAGUGGGGAAAAGAAAUCAAUACCACUCUGGGAGCUCGAGUAGCUCAGGGAGAAACAGGAAUCAAGGGAAGAAUCAGAGGGCAAACGCUCAGAGGGGCUUUAUGCAAAGGCGCCAGAAUCCAAACAAUCAGACUGGUAGGGGACAGAGCUCCCGUCGAGAUUCAUCAGUGACCACCCCGAGUGUUACUGGACUGUGCCCCAGAUGUGGGGGACAUGUCUAUGCGAUGACAAACGAGGAGGCUUCUAUAUCUCUGAACUUGAUUCAAGGUAACAUUCUACUUGAGGGAUAUGUUAUUUCUGCUUUAUUUGACUCGGGUGCUACGCACUCCUUUAUUUCUAUGGACUGUGCUCAGAAGUUGAGCUUGCCUGUGGUUGAGCUACCUUAUGACUUAAGAGUGUCUACUCCUGCUAGAGUCACUGUCGUAACUGGAAGAGCGUGUCUAAAGCUUGCACUUCAGUUUGAGGAUUGA
This is a messenger RNA of Neltuma alba, 1197 nucleotides long. RefSeq lists its product as uncharacterized. The record is from RefSeq and is a predicted model, not a curated record. Bases 1 to 1197 code for a protein of 398 amino acids. NCBI's taxonomy places the organism in Eukaryota, Viridiplantae, Streptophyta, Magnoliopsida, Fabales, Fabaceae. The transcript is spliced from 2 exons.